Carassius auratus (goldfish) is the source of this 1694-nucleotide messenger RNA. RefSeq names its product interferon-induced protein 44-like. The record is from RefSeq and is a predicted model, not a curated record. Bases 211 to 741 code for a protein of 176 amino acids. The transcript has 6 exons. NCBI's taxonomy places the organism in Eukaryota, Metazoa, Chordata, Actinopteri, Cypriniformes, Cyprinidae. Gene Ontology annotation, biological process: immune response.
CAGAUGUGCUCAAGGAUAGAGUUGAUAUAAAUAUAUUGAAGAGAGAAAAAUGGGAUCAUCAGAUUCUACACCAGUGCCACGGACACCAUCACCACCACCACCACCAAAUCCAGAACUGGAUAAACCAUGGAGGAAAUUUAACUGGGGCAGCUCAAAGGAUUCACCAUCAGAAGUGGGAAAAAAACAUUGCCCUUCGUCUUCAAAGACAUCAUGGGAUUGGAACCUGCAGCAUUUAAAGGGUCGCAUACAGAAGAUAUCAUCAGUGCUGUGUUUGGUCACUUGAAGGACGGCUAUAAAUUCAACGAAGAGGAGCCACUCAAUUUUAAGGAUCAACAAUUCAACCAAAACCCCAACCUCUCCGACCAGUGUUUCUGCCUGGUUUACGUCCUACCUGCGGAUGUAUUCCAAUACACAGAUGAUCGUCUUAUUGAAAAGCUGAAGAUCAUCCGCAAGAGAAUCAGUGAUAAGGGGAUUCCUCAAGUGGUUGUCAUGACUAAAAUGGACGAAGCAUGUCCACUAGUCAAUAAAGAUCUGAGGAAGAUGUACACUAGCAAGAAAAUCAAGGAGAAGAUGGAGUUGUGCAGUGCUAAAUUAGGUGUGCCACUGACAAACAUAUUCCCUGUGAAGAACUACCACAAUGAGAUCGACACAGAUGAUGACAUUGACGUUCUGUUACUAAAGGCUCUUGAACAGAUUGUUCAGCUUGCUGAUGACAGAUUAGAGAUUUGCUUAACUGAAUAAGAGUAAAUGAUACUGAGUGUGUAAAUUAAUAAUUUACUAAUGUUAAGUGCAAAAAUGAACUUCUAGCUAUCAAAAAGGUUCAAAGUUGAACUUAAAUGUUCUAUAAUGAUCCACUGGUUAUUGUCACAUUCAACUGGAAUAUGUCAUCCAAAUCUCUUUCAGUUUCAAUUUACAGUAAAUGCAGCCUCAUCUUGUAAACUUGCCAUGAACAGCUUCUGUUUAAAGGAAAUGUAAUCUGAUCUUGUGUAUUUGUUGAGCGUUAUGUGUUUCUGAUUCUGCUAAAUGCAGCUUUUGUGGUAUAUAUAUAUAAUAUAUGUCCAACAGCAGAAUAUUACACAAUUAAUUUUAGUAUGAUGUGUUAAUAUUUUUGUUAGUCAGUAUUUUGAUUAAAUUGCAGUUAACAUGUUUGUGUAGUACAAAACCAUUCUAACGUACAGGGAAUGUACAUUCAAAAAACCCAAUCUCAAAUUGCACCAAACCUGUAUUAAUAUCCUAUUUGCUGUGGUGUUUUUUUUUUUUUUUGAGAAGCAGGGACUGUACACAACUCAAAUUAGACAUAAAGUUUACUUUAAGUAAACAGACCCAAAGCAAACAGACAAUGAGUGUAUGGACAACUCUAUUUGCUUUGGUUUUAACUUUGUGGUUAUGGGGUAUGGAGUGUAGACUUAAGAGGGAAAAGAUAUAGAGCAUGUUAGCAUGAGGCUUCAACAUAAUGUGUUGCAAAAACAAAACAAAAAAUUGCACCUAAUGGAUACAUCAAAGCAAUUAAAAACAAAUGUCUGCACCAAUGUGCAUUUGGGAGUGUAUACUAUGCAUGCCAAUGUGUAACCGACAUCUUGGAUAACUGAAAAGAGCUGCAUCAUGUUGGAGUGGGGUGGGACUUGAAUUAUGCUGCAAAUGUUACAUAAGGCUUGCAAAAAUGAAAGUGAAAUUAAAACGGAUACAUAUAUAAC